This is a messenger RNA of Vicia faba (fava bean), 297 nucleotides long. The record is from the annotation of a GenBank genome assembly. NCBI's taxonomy places the organism in Eukaryota, Viridiplantae, Streptophyta, Magnoliopsida, Fabales, Fabaceae.
AUGUAUUUUCACCUUUUAAAAGGAAAAAAAGUAAGUGCUAAAGCAAAAAUUGAGGCUAUAGAUGAUGACAAUAAGGUAAUCAUAUAUAGCUUAUUUGAAGGGGAAGUGAGUGAGAAUUACAAGAGUUUUAAGUCAACAUUUCAAGUGAUUGAUAAAGAACAUGGUGGUGGGAUUGUGAAAUGGACCUUUGAAUAUGAGAAGCUAAAGGAGGAUAUUGCAUUUGGAUCUCCAGAAUCAUACUUGGUCUUUGCUGAAAAGGUCUCAAAAGAUAUUGAUGCUCAUCUUGUCAAAGAAUAG